This is a messenger RNA of Puccinia triticina, 417 nucleotides long. RefSeq lists its product as uncharacterized. Bases 1 to 417 code for a protein of 138 amino acids. NCBI's taxonomy places the organism in Eukaryota, Fungi, Basidiomycota, Pucciniomycetes, Pucciniales, Pucciniaceae. The record is from RefSeq and is a predicted model, not a curated record. The transcript is spliced from 2 exons.
AUGAAGAAAACCUCUGGGAUCUCGCACGUGAUUUCCUCGGAUGGUCAGCACGCCGAUCUCGAGCUAGGCCAGCUCUGCUUUGGGGAGCGUCAGGACGUGCUAGUGGAGGUGGAGAUAAGCUCGGCACGGGAGGUGUACCGGACGCAAAGCCAAUGGUCCUACAACGGAGACCAGGAUUUAAUGGAGUCUACACUUGUGGAGAAGACGGGCACCGAUGCGUUCUUUUGGAGCCAGAUGGGUGGCGAGGCGGAUCUGGGAGGGAUGAUGAGUGAGACGGACGCGUUUACGCGGUUCUAUGAGGCCCAGUUUGAGGAGAUGAACAACGACAUGAUUCUGUUGGAGGUCAAUUGUGACGGUAUGGCCCUUGUCAAUGAUGAUGGUAGUCAAGCCUACGAGCAUGGGCACGUUCACGAAUGA